Knipowitschia caucasica is the source of this 1860-nucleotide messenger RNA. NCBI's taxonomy places the organism in Eukaryota, Metazoa, Chordata, Actinopteri, Gobiiformes, Gobiidae. The record is from the annotation of a GenBank genome assembly.
AUGGAGUGUUUGUUUGUGUGUGUGAAGUCUGACGCAGCCGAAGCUUGCCGCAGUGAGAGAGCACGUGCGCUGCUUCUGGCUCUCUUACUCCGGGUCUCUUCUCUUCCCGCGGGCCUCAUAUGGACAGCGGUGUGUGUGGCCUUCAUGACGGGGCUCUGGCGUCUCUCCUCGGGGCCUGGGCACCACACAAGCCCGGGGACAGGAGAGCGCAGCCCGGGCAGAGCGUGUGUCCUGGUGCUCGGGGACAUCGGGCGCAGUCCUCGGAUGCAGUAUCACGCUCUGUCCCUCAGCAAACACGGCUAUGACGUCACCUUCGUGGGCUUUUUAGACUCCAAACCUCACCCAGACGUGUUGCGGGAGAAGAGGAUCCAGAUCAGGGCGAUCUCUGAUGUCCGAGGGAUCACAGUUGGACCCAAACUGUUGAAGUACGUGAGUAAAGUCGUCCUCCAGAGUCUGCAGCUGCUGUGGGUGCUUCUCAACCUGCAGACCCCGGACUUUGUGCUGCUGCAGAAUCCACCUGGUCUUCCCGCCAUCGCAGUGACCUGGUUGGUGAGUGCAGUUCGCAGAUGCAGCUUCAUUAUGGACUGGCACAACUACGGCUACAGCAUCAUGGCUCUGAACCACGGAGCGACACACCCCCUGGUCAGGCUCGCUCUCUGGUACGAACGUGUGUGUGGACCUCUGGCCUCUCAUCACCUCUGUGUGACCAAAGCCAUGCGGCAAGACCUGCUCGACAACUGGGGCAUCAGAGUGGUGGGAGUGGGAGUGAUGGGGUGUGAGGAGGUGAGUGUGGUGGGUGGAGUGAGGAGGUGUGGAGGGAGUGGGAGGGUAGUGGUGUGGGGUGGAGGUUGUGGUGGGGGUGUGGUGGGUGGGGUGGGGAUGGGUGAGGAGUGGUGGUGGUGUGGUGGGGGGGUGUGGGGGUGGGUGUGGGGUGUGGUGUGGGGUGUGGGUGUGGUGGUGGGGUGUGGGUGGUGUGGUGGGGUGGUGGUGUGUGUGGUUGGGGGUGGUGGGUGGGUGUGGGGUGUGGGUGGUGGGUGUGUGGGUGGUGGGGUGGUGGGUGGUGGGGUUGUGGUGUGGGUGGUGUGUGGUGUGGGGGGGUGUGGGUGGUGGGUGGGGUGGGUGUGGGUGUGGUGGGGUGGGGUGUGGGUGUGUUGGUGGGGUGUGGGUGUGUGGGUGGUGUGGGUGGGGUGUUGGUGGUGUGGGUGUGGGUGGGUGUGGUGGUGUGGUGUGGGUGGUGUGGUGGGGUGGUGGGUGUGUGGGUGUGGUGGGGGUGUGGUGUGGUGUGUGGGUGUGGUGUGGUGUUGUGGUGUGGGUGGGUGUGUGGGUGUGGUGGGGUGGUGUGUUGUGGUGUGGGGUGUGUGGGGUGUGGUGGGUGUUGGGUGUGGGGUGGUGGGUGUGGUUGUGGGGUGGUUGGUGUGGUGGGUGUGGGGUGUUGGUGUGGGGUGUGGGUGUGGUGUGGUGGUGGGUGUUGGGUGUGGGGGUGUGUGGGUGGUUGUGGGGUGGGGGUGUGUGGGGUGUGGUGGGUGGUGGUUGUGUGGGUGUGUGGUGGUGGGGUGGUGGUUGUGUGGGGUGGGUGGUGUGGUGUGGUGUUGGGGUGUGUUGGUGGGGGGUGUGGUGGGGGUGGGUGUGGGGGGUGUGGGGGUUUGGGUGGUGGGGUGGUUGUGUGGUGUGGUGGUGGUGUGGGGGUGUGUGGUGUGGGUGUGGUGGUGUGGGGUGGGUGUUGUGUGGUGUGUUGGUGUGGGUGUGGUGGUGGGUGGUGGGGUGGGGUGUUGUGUGGGGUGGUGGGUGUGGUGGGGUGUGGUGGGUGGUGGGUGUGUUGGGUGUGGUGGUGGUGUGGUGGUGGGGGUGGUGUGGGGGUGA